GAUGAGGUUUUUGAGCAAGUGCCGCAUGUGGUGCGAGAUGUCCUGCUGAUGUCGCAGUGGGACAUAGACGACACGCAUCUCGUACUGGGGCACUUACAGGCAAACAACGGAAAAUGCGAACAGAGCGAUGCCGUGAUCCUGGCUCAUUUGUGUACUCUGCUGAUGGCGCAGAUACUGGAUGAUUUUGAGGAGAUAUCGUGCGACAUUGAGAAGUCUAUUGACUAUUGGAAGGGCCAGACACUGUACCCACUAUUCUCGACAGUUUCACGGUUGCCCGUGCGGAUCAAUACUGUCGCACAUCAGACUAUGAACAGAUUGUUGUCUCCCAUGGAUAUCCGGUCUAUUAUCGGAGUACCGUCCAUGAUAGUAAGAACGAAUUCGGAGGAUGUGGAGCAGAAAAUACUGCAUCUCAAGACCAGGAGGAAUGUGGUUGCCAUGACGACAGCCCAAGCAGUGGAGGCUUGGCUGCAGGCACUUUCUACCAUAAACGUAGCGGAGAGCAACGAGGCCUUCCACAAAGAGGUGAUGUCUUACAGCAACCAGUGUGUGGAGAUCGCCCGAGACACACUGGAGUGUUCGGGUUCACUUGAUCCCAGUCGAUUGGGCCCAAAGGCACCUCAUUUCAAGUGCCAGAAACUGAUGGCAGAUAUGGACACAAUUAUGACGAGCUAUCCCGCAAAAGUCACACAGCUUCGUCUGGCGGUAGACGAAAACAAGCGUCCGUCGUGGGUGAUACGUAACUGGCUCAAGCUGACAAUCUACGGGUCAGUGGCUGGAUUUUCCGCUUCUUAUGUUACCAAGCAACGGGCGUCCAUCAAGGUUGCGUUUGUGGAGUCGAAGGAAGUGACAAUGAAAUUCCUUCAAGACUACGUUAUUGAACCGCUGACCUCCAUCUACAACACUAUAAGAUUUGACACUGAGAAAGAUGUACUGCAACAGCGGGCCCAUAACUUGGAGGUGGAGACCGAGUCUCUGAGGCGCAUGGUGGUUGAAUUUGCCGGUAGUCACGCCAUUCCCCAGGAAGAACCGUUCGCAGCCAAGGCGGAGGCACCAGAAAUCUCAGCAGCCUACCAACAGGUGCUGAUGAAAUAUGCCGCAGACAUCAAACAUCCCCUGAAGAAUGCUUUGACUGGCGACAUGGUACAGAAUGUUUUGAUCCAGGUUCAAAAGCAAAAGGUGGAUGCCGGCAGUAUGAUGGCGGCCAUAGAUAACCUAAUGGCGUCCAACGAGCUUAAUUUCCAAAUGCUGACUGCCUUUCCCACGCUGUACCUGUUCUUCUAUGCCGUAUCUGGGGUGUGGUCGAGCAUCCAAAGAUACCGCGGAGUCUACAGCAAGAGCCUAAUCCUGUCCUUCAAUCUACAACUCAGGAAACUCCAAAAACUCAAUAUGCGCAGCUCACGGGCAAAUACUGAUGCCAAACAAUGGGCAUACAAAGGUCGUAUUCUUGGUUGCUUAGCUGGACUCCGCCGUGCUAGUAACAAGCUGUCUGCAGGCGACGAGAGCAUGUUUCUUUCUGAUAUCCGUGAUUUGGAGAAGGUGCCGUCCGGGGAACAACAGGUGCGGGAUCGGGUGCAUAUUGUAAAUCGGAUCUAUCGCUCAUACGACUUCCUAAAGUAAAGUUGAGAUUGAGAAUUGUCAGGUAGAAAUUGGUAAACGCUGUAGUACGAAGCAAUUGACUCGAAUACGCUAUCGCGGCAAUGGCGGUAGCCAGAGGCAUAGUACACAUGCGGAAAGGCAUAAGAGAAAGCGGGGUGGAGGGUGAUAUAGCGACCGAUAUAGGGCCACGCCGAACGAACUUGGAUAUAUUAUAAUGUAACGUAAGCAUAACAGUAGAUUUGAAGCGUGAGUAAUCGCCUGCAAAGCUCCCCUAGACGUGAAAAAUUAUCGUAAUGGCCGUGAUAGUUUCCGAGAUGAUCCGCUAUGAUAGAGAUGUACUCAAUACAAGGGUCACAAACCGGUUUUGGAUUCUACUUUAUUUCCAAACUACAUGCCUUAUAAAUUAUAUUUCAUCGUCUCAUUCAGGUGGCGCUGCUGAUUGCGUCCGCUGAUAUUUCUAAAUUAUUGUUUCUAAUAUUUUAUACUGUGUUCGCCAGUGAGUGCAGCUCAUGACGUCUCUGUGCGGCUCGUUCGCCAUUCCCUAGUUGUAGAGAGCUGCUGUGACAAUCCCGUGGGAGCUGUGUGAACUCCGUUUUGUAAUCGAAAACAUCUAAUACCUUGGCAGAAAAAAAAAGCCCAGAUUUGCGCAGAUCACACUUCUACCUCGGAAGUACUGCAGAGUUAACGUUACCCGCAUAUUUUUGAUAGUAAAUCCAUCAUCCACUGAAAUUCAACCUCGCUAUUAUACGAAAAGUUCGUGAUACCGCAUCAGCUAACCCGACUUCUCACUUCGUUCCACAUUCCCUUGCCUGUGUGUUCCUUGG
Molecule: messenger RNA, 2420 nt
Organism: Sphaeroforma arctica JP610
Lineage: Eukaryota; Ichthyosporea; Ichthyophonida
Exons: 16
Coding region: 49-1617 (522 amino acids)
Cellular component (GO): mitochondrial outer membrane
Source: RefSeq, a predicted model, not a curated record